AGCUCACAGAGAGCAGGGCAGGGAUUGUUCUCUCAAUUUCCAGAAGAAAACGUGAACCGUGCAAAUUGCCUGCAUUUGCAAAAGAGUCUGUGAGCGAGCCAAGUGCUUAUUCCAGACCCUGCACAGCCCUGAGUGAUAUUUCCGCCUCACAGCCCCUUUCCUUGCAGGCAGUUCUUCGGCACUGACCCAUCUGCAGGAGGUCUGGGGGCCCUGCCACACGUGCUGCACACUCCUCUCCGCGUGCGCUGUGUGAACCGUGAGCCUGAGCCUCUGCAACCGGCCACAACAGCAUCUCCUCUGCCCAGUCACACAAAACCCAGAUGGCUCUGAGAUCCAGUCUGCAAAUAAGAAUGGUUACCCUUGCUGGAGUGAAACGUCGUUUACCACAGAGGAGUGUGUUUGCAGCUGUCAAGGACUCCCUGCUUCCUACUUGGAGAGAGGGGAACAGACAAACAAUCCUUGCACACGAGUUCAAGCACCUCUCGUUCAAGAGUUUCUGGCUUCCUGUGGAUGACUGGUGUCCUGCUAAGAGCAGAAAAGAUGUACAACUAAGCCUGCUCUACCAUAUUUCCAUUACCAGCUCCUGAUGGAGAAGCCUGGGGCUAUCUGGUCGUGGUCUCUAAGUGAUGACUCAAUAGUCAGUAGCAGUGCAGAAGACUAAGAUUUAAGCUUUUUGGUGGUCUCUGAAGAAAUGCUUCAUAUUUGUGAAAGUGGGACACCAAAGGAACAAGGAGCACCAGAAAAUACAGCAAAAAGAUUUCAACCAUUUAGUGACAGCUUCCAAGGCCUGAGCAACAUUUAAAGGAGCCAGAUGAAUUAGAAGAUUGUAGAAGUAUCUUCACUUUCUCUGAAGCAGGUGACAGUGUGAAGGAGGUUAUCUGGUGCUGUCAUUAUUAAGAGGAGCAAUAUCUCACUGCAAAAGAGGUGCUGAAGGUAGUGAUUGUCCCUGGGGUAAGAGCAAAGGGAAGGUGGGCAUGUUUGCAGCCCGGUGCUAAGGCACACACACCACUGACAGGUGCAGUGUGAACACGACACAUACUUGGAAACAAAAGUGAGAUAUUGGUGGAAAGUGAAAAUGGAAAACUUUCCAGAUGCCAGGUGGAAAAUGAUAUUAAAGCUGUCAAAAUAAGUCACAACAAAGACUGGGUUUUCUCGUAGACUAACAGGAGUCAUGUUCUGGAGAAGAGGGAAGGUUUCAACUACAAGGCGGAGUGUCAUAAAUGAAACAAUUAUGAGCAUUGGAGGUUAAAUUUGAACCCAUUUGUUUUGGGGUUUUUUGCUUUGGUCUUUUUCUGGUUUUUUAUCUUUUUCUCUUUUAAGUGCACUGUGGCAUUCCUGAUUUACUCUGCAUCUUGUGGACAGGUCAAAAAUGUGUAAAUAAAUCCCACUGUCAUUGCUCCACAUGGUUAUCUAUUCUGGGCCUAAUUCCAAGCCCAGUUAAACUGAUGGCAAUCCUUCCAUUGGCAUCAAAGGACUGCAGUUUAGAACCUGUGAUGGAGGUGCAAAGCAUCACCAAAGAGGCUGGAUAAACUGCCUCUGCAGUCAUCCAAAGUGAGUUUCUGAAACGCAGUAAGGGAAGCAAACCUUGAACUAAUUUGAGGUCAAAUAUGCUUUAUGCACAUGAUAAUGGAGCUUUUAAAAAAGUCAGCUCCACCUAGCACGUGUUAAACAUCUUCAAUAUUAUAAAAGAUAUUAUUCAGAUUUAAGACUGACAAUUUGAACAGAUAACCCAGUAUUUUACUUCUCAAAAAAAUCAGAUGCACUGUUUAUACUUGGGUGGAAAACCGCAGAUCAGAAUAAAGUUUGUUGUGUUUCCUCAGUGCAGGAUAGAAUUUACUCUGCUGAUUGAGGAUUUUAGUUGUCCACGUAUUGCCUUUCAGGCACUGGUAGAUUCUUAUCAGCAAUUUAUCUGCAAUUUUGUGGCUGAAUCUUGUUUCUUUAUGUAACGUUACUUUAGCACAAGAAAAUGUGCCUACAUUACAUUCCUUAUGCUCCUUGUAAAAUACUCCUAGCAAACAAUAAUUCACAUUGAACAUUUACUCCCCAAAGUAUAAUUAUGACUUAAAAUAUAAAAUGGCUCUCCAUUCUUUUUGUGAGAGACUUUUCAUGCAGGCUGUUGAUGUGUUAGAAAGAACCAGACUCCCAGUGGAGUGGGUAGAAGCUUGAUUGCAGCUAGAGAUAGACGAUGCAGCAGCAGUAACUGGAGACUGCACACACAACACACCACAACGGCCAUUAUGGAGCUGUUAACCUCUAGUGUGUCAAAACCUACUCAGAAACUGGUUGAAUUCAUAGAUUGCUGAUCCAAGUGGUUCCUUUAAAUUCAGCAAAAAAUGAACUGAAGGGCUAUUCUGCGUUCGAGUUAUAAAUUCUUGGAAAUAUCGGUUAAUAGUGGAAAUAAUGACAGACCUUUACUGUAGCUGCAUGGAUGGUGCUGGUAUUAAUAAUGCAGAAGUGCAAGGCAGGACAGCUCUCAGAAGCUGAUAACUGUUGAAGUGCAGAAAACCUCAUUAAAACAACCUAAAGGAUGGUGGAUUAUUAUAACAACUUCUUUCCUACAGUGCCCUUCAACUAUAUAAUUGCACAGUAUACGUAGCAACUUGAAAAGAUUCAGAAAUAUGUAAGAAAUAAAAUCUCUGGCCAGAGUUACUGGCAGCCUAAUUAUGUGAAUAUAUUGUGUACUCUGCAUCCUGUUCUUUAGUUUUGAGAGCCUACGGAUUCGUGAAUGAUGAAUAAUGUGGUGUCUAACCAAAAUAUCAGCCCUAAGUUGCUGGAAUACAUAUCCAACCUAAAUAAUUGCCUUGGAUUUGUGUUGAUUCCAAGCAGUAGAAUAGUUAUGACUAACUUGCAGUUGUUAAAUGUAAACAUUUUGUAUUAUUUUUGCAUUUAAGAUUUUACAGAACUGUGGACAGGAGUUGUUAAGGGUGUUUAUGGGAUUUUUGGUCGCUGUUUCUGAGGAUAAGGUGCAAUAACCCCACCUCAUGUGAGGGUACCGCUCGAAGGCCAGUGGUGUGGGCUGCUGUUUGUGCUAUGGGUAUUUCACAAGUGCCAGUUUUACUGGGUUACUUCCACCGACAAGGAAAGCCACCCCCUGGUUUGGGGCUUUGAUUAGUGUUCAGUAAUUCAGUUUAGCAGGAUCUGGACCACACUGGGCUGCAGUCCCUGUGCAAUGUACUGUACCCUGCAAUGCACUGAGCUAAUAUUUAGAGGUAAAGCUCCAAAUCUGUUCUCUGCACCAGCGUAUAAUAGAGUAUUCAAAGUAAGUGGGUUUUAUAAAAUGUUUGAUGGCUGGAAAUUACUAGUCUAGAAGAGUACACAAGAUUAAACGUUAAGUCGCUCAAAUUGUGCAAGUUUACCUCAAAGACAUUUUCACAAUGCCUUUGAAAAAGUCUUUCAGCUUGUUCUCAUUGAAUAACCAAUCCUGGCCUAAGGUACAGUGUAACGAUGCUUAUACAUCGCUCCACUGCCUCUGCAAAGCCACUUGAGACAAUUUUGUACAACACUUCUGUGGCGGCAGCAUCAGGCGGCCCUUCAGCAGCACUCCAGCGUAGGGCUCCCGGCUGGAGGCUUUCCGUCGCAGAAAUGUGGCAAGUGCUUCAGAUAUUUUGCAAGUGGAGAAACCAAUUGAGCUCAGCCCCGUGGUCUUAAGCCAAGUGGGAGCAGAAGGUGAAGGGCCUACAAUUAAGGCCAAGAGAUCUUCAUCUUCACUCAGAGGGUGAGAAAACGGCAGCUGCUCUGACAGGACUUGCCGUGCGUGGGGACCAAGGAGCACCGGGCACCCCGUGAACUGGGAGGGAAACCUCUGCAGGUCCGGGGCUUUGUGUUUCAUAAGGAAAUAACAGGUGAGAAGCAGCUGUUCCCCACAAAAUGCUCCCCACGAGUGGGCUCCCACUCCAGCCGCUGCUGAGGGGGCGGCACAGGGAGGCAGAGGGCAGCCAUGCCGACGUGCACGGCAGGGCAUUGAGCCCCUUCCCUGCCACCUCCCCUCGAGGGGCAGCCCGGGCGCAACGGCCCCGGCCCACCCGGCCCAACAGCCUGGCGGACCCAGCUCCCCGCGGGGGAACCGCCCGCAGUGGCCGUGAGGGACCCCGGCCGAGGAGCGCUGAGGGGGCGAGGCCGGGCAGCGUGCGGGGUUCGGGGCUGCGGGGCGAGGCAGGGCCGGGGCUGGUUUGCCCUCGUGUUUAACCUCGACCAGGUUCGCUCAGCAGCGUGCGCGGCCUCAGGGCUACAGGAAAACCGGGGCCGGCAGCGGAAACGGUGGCUGAGCGGAGCCGGUGACCGCAGGGCGGGCGGGACACGCGUCCGCCGGAGUGGGCCCCGUCUCCUGAGGAGGGUGAAAGACACCGACCCCACACUCGGUGUGCGUGAAGGGGAGCCUGCAGCGGAGGGAGCCUGCAGUGGCCCCGCCGGGGCUGGGCCGGGCCGUGGCGCACAGCCCGCCCCCGGGCAUGGCUGUGACCCUGCGGGAGGGCAUCUGCGUCUUCUAUGACUUAGAGCUGGCGGAGAUCCGUAUUUUGCAAGAAGAAGGGCAGGAAGAGAGUUCAGAAAACAAAGCGACAGAGAAACCACCAGACACGCUCCUGAUGGAGGUACAAGUUCUGGAUAAGAUUGACAGAGAUAAUGAUGCCAUUGCAUUUGAAAAUGACAUCCAGCAACUGAGCCCAUCUGCAGAGGGGGAAGGAAAGGAAGUUUUUUCCACUGUUGGGGAAACAAAGAGUCAGAGCUGCAAAGGGGGUGAUGAUUUGUCAGAGUUACUCAGUGAAAGUAAAGAGCAGGAAUAUCCAACUGCACCAGAACAAAGAGUUGUAAGAAAUCUCAAGAAUCUAAAAUUUGUGGCUUGUGCUCCACAUCAGGAAAAAGCAGGAGAAAAAGAAUGUUUCAACUGUUUUUUCUGUACAUUCACCUCAGUCAAAUUAUCAAGUCUUAGGCGUCAUUUGAAAACCCAUUCAGAUGAGAAACGUCACGUGUGUCACCUCUGCCCGAAGGCCUUCCGUACAGCAACUCUGCUGCAUAACCACGUGAACACACACACAGGGAACAAACCCCAUAAAUGCAGUGAGUGUGACAGAGCAUUUGUGACCCGGGGGGAGCUUUCACGACACAGGAGGUACAAACACACUUUAGAGAAGCCUUUCAAGUGCACAGUAUGUGAAUACUCCAGUGUUGAAGCCAGCAAAAUGAGACGCCACGUUCGUUCGCACACGGGAGAGCGGCCCUACCCCUGUGACCUGUGCAGCUAUGCAAGCAAAGAUGCCUAUAAACUGAAAAGGCACAUGUUAACUCACACAGGUGAAAAACACUAUGAAUGUUACGUUUGCCAAGCCAGAUUCACUCAAAGGGGUACCAUGAAAAUCCACAUGUUACAGAAGCAUGGAGAAAAUGUGCCAAAACACCAGUGUCCACAUUGUAGUACCUGUCUUUCCCGAAAAAGUGAUUUGGGUGUGCACCUGAGGAAUCUGCAUUCCUACAUGGAAGAGGCAGUGCAGUGCAGGGACUGUGAAGCAGCUUUCCACGAGCGCUACGCUUUCCUUCAGCACAGGAAGACUCACAGGAAUGAGAAAAGAUUCAAAUGUGCUCAGUGCAGCUGCACAUGUAACCAGAGUAAUAUGUGUAAGCACGCUGAAAACUGUGGAUUGGUGAGGGCAAAAACUGCUACACCCAGAAAAAGAAGCAAAGGCAAAAAUAAAAUCCAUAAGAACCCGAAGUGUGUUAAGCCAGAAGUUGCCCUGAAAUCAUUCCAAGAUGACUCUACUGUGAGAAAUGAACAUUGUGCCAGUGAGAUUGUUCCUGUUUUAGAUGGGACAGAAACAGCAGCUCCGAGGGAACACAAAACAGAAGCAACUCAUGAAGUGGAUUCUCAACAUCAAGGACAAAUAAUGCACAAACAGACUGGUCUUCCUUGUUCUCAGUAGUUGUAACUGAACAGUUCAAAGUGUGGAACUACCUCCAGUUAGAAAGGUAGAAAAGAUGUUGGUUGGAAGCUGUUGAAGCCUUUUCCGUGCUCGUGUUUCUUCCUGCUGCAGUUUCUACUGUGCAGCCUAAGUACCAUUGCAAAGUGUGAAAGUUAGAGGGGACCUUCAGCUGGUUUCUUACAUACAUGUAAUAACAGAAUGGGAGAAAACAGCUCAUUUCAGGGUCAUUUAUUAAAGAAUGGGUAGGUUUUUUCACCUUGCAUUUGUUUUUUUCCAGCUUUACUCACAGAAUUGCAGACUGAUCUGAGGCAAAUUUAUCCCUCAGUAUCACUGAGAGCUGCCUGAAUUUUGGUGUUUUUCAGUGUUUAUACUUGGCUGAGGUGAGCACAUGAAAGACAAUGAUUUUUUUUAAUGCAAGAAAACAUUUACUAAAUCUCCUUUCUACAAACACUUUGGUUUCCAAUAGAAUUCAUGAUGCAGUAGAAUGCGUGACACAAAUUUCUGAAAAAGCACUGUUUUUUAUGCCUCAUACUGUUGGUAAUCAGAAACAAAUUUUUUGUCUGAAUUUUUAUCAUCUCAGUUAGCUGGGCAGACAGAGCUGCAUGACAAAAAUGAAGCAGGAACAGGGUGUCAGAAAAGUGUGGAUGAACCCCACAUUCUGGGAAUGCAGAACCUUUUGUGACCUUAAGCUGACUGUUUUUUGAAUGCAGGUGGGAUCUCUUUUUUUUUAUCCCUCCUUUAAACAGCUUUGCAAGUGUUCCAUGUAAGUUUGUGAUCCUCGGUUUAGCACCAGAUCCAAACCACACCCACCACUUUGAUUUUAAUUAGCUCUUCAAUAAAGCACAAUUGCAUUAUUUACGAAAGUUCAUGUUUAUAGUAGACUUAAAAAUCAAAAAAAUUUAACUGACAAAUACAAUUCUCUAACGUUCCUUAGGUUAUAAGAACUACUGGGUUUAACUCAAUAAUUACUAGAGUCAUUACAGUAAGUACUAUUACUUUUUAUGAUUCAUUACAAUGAUCACAAUUGCCAUUUAUGCACUGCUCACACAUUUUUUUUUUGUCAUUUAUAAUUAAUACUUGGAAACCUGCUCAUAAAAUCUUAAAUACUUUUAAAAUAUUCAUCUUUAAUGCUGCUAUUCUUACGUUACAUUUAAUUAUAAAUAAGCCCAGCAUAACUAACAAAUAUUAAUAAUAUUAGGUCAUGUAACAAGUAAAUUUAAUUGAAAUGUCAAGCCCUCAUCCCAAUUUCAAGAUUAACAUCUGUGUUUAGCUUUGUUAUGGAAUUUGACCAGUAUUAAAUGGUUUGGGUUUGCACGUUGGGCAAGCUGUGGUUGCUGGUUCUGCUGAUGUGGUCAGGGGCAGAGAAUUCCUGUGCUGUGCACUCCAGGUGAGCUGAAGUCUGACAGCAACUGCAACUUUAAACUUUUUUUACUUUGAAUAGCGUGUUAAAAAUGAAACCUAGUUAGUUUAUUAAAAUAACAGCUUUAUCUUAUAAUUGGUAGUGUCUACAUGCCUGUUCUAGGAUAACUUCUUUAAUUCAGCUGCUGUUCCAAGCCAGUGCCAGGAGCUUUAGCUGCCACACAGUGUCCCCAGUAUCUCUGUGCUCACGGUGAGCAGAUAAGGAAGAAUGUUGGUAUUAGCAGGAGAUAAUUGCUGUUUACAGCAAAUAAUCCAUUUGUAGAGACCACACCAAAGGCCUCAUUGAGACCUUCAUCAAUCAGCUCAGUCAAACACAUGAACAGGAAUUACAGUUUGGUAAUAGAAACCUUGUCCAGUUUUGUAGCAAACCUGAGAAGUCAGAGGGCUUGAAUUCAUCGAAAUUUCUCAUUGGUUUUGUCUCUCCAUUACAGAGCUGUUACUUGAGUGUUUAUAAAUGUUCAUAUUUAUUGGUUUGUGUCUGUUUCCAUACUGGUAAAAUGUCCGUAAGUUCAUUUGUUCUUCCAGUGACAGGACUUAAGAAUACUUUUGUUCAUGAUAAUUGCUUAAAUAAUAUGGUUAACUUUAUUCUUGUUGUGCUAUCUCCAUUUCUGUUAUAAAUUAUAAGCAGCAGAUUUUUUGUUAAAAUUAAUUUUAGAAGUUGUUUAAAUUCCUUGAUCAAUUUGCUGAAUAUAUAUUGUUCAUUUGAAUUGUUAAUAACAAAGCUGACUCAUCCUGUGCUGACAUCUCAAAAUCAGACUACAUAAAGUGGAAUGUGAAUGUAGUAAUAAAAGGUAUUUUUAUCUCUGAA
Messenger RNA from Corvus hawaiiensis (hawaiian crow), 8139 nucleotides. RefSeq names its product CCCTC-binding factor like (gene CTCFL). The record is from RefSeq and is a predicted model, not a curated record. Bases 4449 to 5912 code for a protein of 487 amino acids. Gene Ontology annotation, biological process: regulation of transcription by RNA polymerase II. The transcript has 12 exons. Lineage: Eukaryota; Metazoa; Chordata; Aves; Passeriformes; Corvidae. Gene Ontology annotation, molecular function: DNA-binding transcription factor activity, RNA polymerase II-specific; RNA polymerase II cis-regulatory region sequence-specific DNA binding.